Phycomyces blakesleeanus NRRL 1555(-) is the source of this 216-nucleotide messenger RNA. RefSeq lists its product as hypothetical. The record is from RefSeq and is a predicted model, not a curated record. The transcript is spliced from 2 exons. The annotation marks the transcript as partial. Lineage: Eukaryota; Fungi; Mucoromycota; Mucoromycetes; Mucorales; Phycomycetaceae.
GAAAGGCCCACAAUUAAUAUAAGUUGUCUAUCCGGGGGGGACAGGUAUACAAAUCUGCCAAAAAAUCUACUUACUAUAUAUUUGCAUAAUGUUUUUACAGCCGAAGCCAGCGAUCAAAGCUUUGAUAUUUUUUUUGGGCUCACAGCGUUCAAUGCUCAGCUCUACAUAAAAGGUCGCAGGUAUACAAGAAUCUUUAAGCAAUUUACUAAAAAUUAG